GUUCUGCCCUGGUCACAGUUCAUCAGCUGACACACAGGGAAGUUUGCAGGGCUCAUGGCUUCGUCCAAGUCUUUGGCCAAGUUCUGGGAAUGGGGCAGAAACAUCAUCUGCGUAGGGAGGAAUUAUGCAGAGCAUGCCCAGGAGCUGAAAAAUGCUGUCCCCAGCGAGCCCCUUUUUUUCCUGAAGCCUUCCUCAGCCUAUGUCCGGGAAGGAGACCCCAUUAUCAAGCCUUACUACUGCAACAAUCUGCACCAUGAGGUGGAGCUGGGAGUGGUGAUUGGGAAGAAAGCCCAUGCUGUCUCCCAGAAGUCUGCUAUGGACUACGUGGCAGGUUAUGCCCUGUGCUUGGACAUGACAGCCAGGGACACCCAAGCUGAGUGCAAGAAAAAGGGCCUUCCUUGGACCUUAGCCAAAGGCUUCAAUACGUCGUGUCCGGUGAGUGAUUUUGUGCCCAAGGAAAAGAUUCCAGACCCACACAAGCUGCAGAUCUGGCUCAAGGUAAAUGGUGAGCUGAGGCAAGAAGGGGAAACCUCUUCUAUGAUUUUCUCUAUCCCCUACAUCAUCAGCUAUAUCAGUGAAAUCAUCACCCUGGAAGAAGGGGAUCUGAUUUUGACAGGUAGCCCCAAAGGUGUUUCUGCCGUACAGGAGCAUGAUGAGAUACAAGCUGGAAUACACGGCAUCCUCAGUAUGCAGUUUAAGGUGGCACAGCAAUUGCGCCAAUCUUGAUGGGGGAAUCUGUUCGUUUCGUUUUGGGGAGCACUCUACAACAGCCUUUUAAAACAGCCAAAGAAUGAAAAAAUACCUAGAUGUCUGUUCCCCAGCAGCCUAAAAGAAUGUAUCGCCCAAUCCUCUUGGAAACAAUGAAGAACCAAAUGUACUGAGCUAAAUUAGGUUUUGUGAGCCUUCUUAUAAAGGCCCCAGAUAAGGACUACCACUGUUGUGACGGUCAAGCUUUCCACAUUAUUGAAUGGCACACAGAUCCAGCUAAAAAUAUGUAUAUGGUAGAGAGGCACUCAAGCAAUCUGGUUAAUGUGUUAUAUUUAAAGGAAGCAGCUUUAAAAAGGAGAGCUGGGAGUGUGUGAGAGAAAGGGAAUUGUUGUGAUGAAACACCAGUUUAGGAAGUACUCUAAUGAAAUUGGAUUAAAUUAAAUGUUCUGUCAUACUGUUUUUGCCCUAAUCCUAAAACUAAUUUAGUGCUCCAGGCAUAUUGUCUUUAAAAUAAACAUUGAUUUUUUGCUAAG
Messenger RNA from Chrysemys picta bellii (western painted turtle), 1241 nucleotides. The record is from RefSeq and is a predicted model, not a curated record. Lineage: Eukaryota; Metazoa; Chordata; Testudines; Emydidae.